Molecule: messenger RNA, 3232 nt
Organism: Mauremys reevesii (Reeves's turtle)
Lineage: Eukaryota; Metazoa; Chordata; Testudines; Geoemydidae
Product: papilin-like
Exons: 22
Coding region: 14-3088 (1024 amino acids)
Biological process (GO): innate immune response; antibacterial humoral response
Cellular component (GO): extracellular region
Molecular function (GO): serine-type endopeptidase inhibitor activity
Source: RefSeq, a predicted model, not a curated record
CCCUGACAGCACCAUGAAGUCAGGUACCAUCUUCCUCCUCCUGGGGCUCCUCGCCCUGGGGAGCGGCGCAUGGAAGAAGGAGAAACGCGCCACAGCUAAGGACGGUGAGUGUCCGGCCGAAAUGAAGGGGCCCGCACGCCCCCCUCAGACCUACUGUCUCUCGGACGAGUCCUGCCCAGGGAAUGAGAAGUGCUGCAGCCAAGGCGACAGGAGAGUCUGCAUCCUCCCAGAUUCAGUGCACCCUGGGUAUUGCCCCAAGCCAGACCCAGGCCUGGUCACCAUCUGUCUUGUGAGCUGCUCCGACGACGCGCAGUGCUCCAUGGACGAGAAGUGCUGCGUUAUCGGCUGCCACAGAAAAUGCACCAAAGCUGAGCCAGCCUCCCCUGGCGUUUGUCCCAAGAGGAAAGUGCUGCAACCAUUUGCUCCUUGCAACAACAAGUGUGAUAACGACAGGAGCUGCCCUGGGGAACAGAAAUGCUGCUUCACCGGCUGUGGCCUUGACUGUGUCCCCCCGCAAGCAGGUGCCCUCAGCACCGCCCUGCCGCCUGCCCAGUCCGGAGAGGGCUGGGACUGGACCAAACAGACUCCAGAGGGAGGCAGUGUUGCAGGGAAGCCUGGGACGCCAAGGAAGCGUGGCACCUGCCCACCCAACCUCAUGAAGUGUCUCUACACGGAGCCCCCUCUGUGCCUCAACGACACCAACUGCCCGGGGCGGCAGAAGUGCUGCUACAAUAUGUGUCGGUUCCGCUGCAUGGACCCGGAGGAAGAGAAACCCGGCAUCUGCCCAGCUGAGGCCCCAGAGGGCGGCUUUGAUCCCUGCUUUUUCCGCUGCUCCGAGGACAGGGACUGCCUGGGAAGCGAGAAAUGCUGCCUCCUGAGCUGUGGUGCUGGCUGCCUGGAGCCAGUGCAGGGUAAAGUGUCCUGGCAGCCAGAUAUUUGCCAGCUGCCAGCCCAAGCAGGUCUCUGUGACGUCUACUCCUUCCGGUACUUCUACAACGCCACCGCCCAGAGGUGCGAGCAGUUCUUGUACCGCGGCUGCAGGGGCAACGCCAACAACUUUAAGACAAAAGCCGAGUGUCUCCAGGCCUGCGCACGCCACGAGAAGCCUGGCGAGUGCCCAGCCGUAGCACAGGGACAGGCUGGUGCCUGUGACGAGAAAUGCCACCACGACGACGACUGCCCGGGUUCCCAAAAGUGCUGUGGGAACGGCUGCGGCUCCGAGUGCACCUCCGUGACCCCAGAAGAGAGACCCGGCAUCUGCCCGACGCUGCAGAGACCUGGCCUCUGUGUGGAGAAGUGCAGCAGGGAUGCGCAGUGCCCCAGGGGGCAGAAAUGCUGCGGCACCGGGUGCGGUCGCGUCUGCAUGGGAGUCAUCGCUGAAGUGAGGCCUGGAGUCUGCCCGGCGUUACCAGCAGGAGCCGUCGGUGCCUGUGAUGAGAGAUGCCGUUCCGACAGCGACUGCCCGGGCGCCCAGAAAUGCUGCAGCAAUGGCUGUGGCCUGGCCUGCAUGGCGGUGAACCUUGUUGUGAAACCUGGCGUGUGCCCAGCCAGAGCCCCGGGGGCCAGCGAGGGGCCCUGUCUAUCCCCCUGCGCCCAGGACAGCGAUUGCAGAGGAGACGCCAAGUGCUGCCCCCUCAGCUGUGGCCGCACCUGCCUCGCCCCUCAGAAAGAGAAACCGGGGCUUUGCCCAGCAUUUAAAAUCAGAGAGGAGGGGCCGCCCCUGACGCUGUGCCAGCAGGACAGCGACUGCCACAAGAGAGACAAGUGCUGCAGGAUGGGCUCCAGCUACGUCUGUGCACCGCCCUCCCCCACGGCAGAGGAACCCGGCACUGGCCCAGCCGCCCCCGAGGGGCACAGUGGGCAGAGAUGCCGCAGUGACCGGGACUGCCCGGGAGCAGAGAUGUGCUGCAGACAUCAGUGCCAUGCAGAGUGCCCCGCGCAGGACGAAGGGAAGCCUGGAUUCUGCCCCGUGCGCAACGGGCUCUACUUCAGCUAUGACUGCGAAGCCAGAUGCCGAGGGGAUGGCGAGUGCCCCAGGGACCAGAAGUGCUGCCUGCGCGGCUGCGACCACGAGUGCUUGGCCCCUUCUGAAGAGAAGCCCGGCAUCUGCCCCCUGACAGACGGGAUAACGUCCAGUUCCCCCUGGUGCAAGUCCUCGUGUGCAGAGGACAAGGAGUGUGCGGGGGACCAGAAGUGCUGUGACAGUGGGUGUGGCCGGACAUGCCAGGCCCCAGAGAGAGAGAAACCCGGCACAUGCCCAAAGCAGAAGCCCUGGCAAACACUGGUGCCGUGCAACGAGCAGGACGCCUGCGCUCAUGACCGGGAUUGCCCCAGGCAGGAGAAGUGCUGCUUCGCCGGCUGCGCCAUGCGCUGCAGCCCCCACUACAAAGAGCAUCCCGGUGCCUGUCCCAGGGCAAAGGCCUGCAGCGACCCGGGGCAGCGCCGUUCAAACCAGUGCCUAGACGACCACGUGUGCGAGAGACACGAGAAGUGCUGCGACACAGGGUGCCGCCGGGAGUGCGUGGCAGUGCGCACAGAGAGCGAGGACAAGUCUGGGGAUGGCCCCACGGGCGCCUGCGUGGACGAGUGCAGGGCUGACGAGGAGUGUCCCGGAGGACAAAGAUGCAGAAGCAAUGGCUGUGGCCGUGUCUGCCAGGAAGUCUCCCGAGGUGUCUGCCCGAGUCCCCUGGGCUUUGGGCCGUGCGUGGAUUUGUGCUUUGCUGAUGUGGAGUGUCCCAGAGGACAGAAGUGCUGCAGCAAUGGGUGUGGCCACGUCUGCAUGCGGGCAAUCACCGGAGGGAGACCCGGCCUUUGUCCAGAGCCCCAAGGGAAAGGCAUUUGUGUGGAGCGAUGCAGGGAGGAUGAGGAGUGUCCCAGGGGGCAGAAGUGCUGCGGUAAUGGGUGUGGUCACGUCUGCACGUCCCCGAUCUCUGCAGAGAAGCCUGGGACCUGCCCACCAGACCCAGCAAAGUGUCUACACACAGCCCCCCCGGAGUGUGAUGGUGACCAUGCGUGCCCUGGGAGGAAGAAGUGCUGCUUCAGGACAUGUGCCAUGCGCUGCACAGACCCAGAGGAAGAUGCUGUAUAACGAGCUGAAAGGAAGCCGCACCUUUAUCACGGGACAGCCCAUCGUUAGAACCCCUUCACUGGCCCUGCCCUCCUGCCUGCUGUGCCAAUGUAACCUCCAGACCACUACAGACUCCCCAGCAAUAAACUCAAGUGCCAGCGCCAG